CGCGGGCCCGGGCGCCGCGCCGCUGCGGCUGCGGGCGGCGACGGCUGCACCAUGGGCCGGCUGCUGCGGGCCGCCCGGCUGCCGCCGCUGCUGCUGCCGCCGCUGCUGCUGCUGCUGGCCGGGGGAGUGUCCCUGGGUGCGUGUGCAGCUGGGACCGAUGAGCCUGGCCCCGAGGGCCUCACCUCCACCUCCCUGCUGGACCUCCUGCUGCCCACGGGCCUGGAGCCGCUGGACGCCGAGGAGCCCAGUGAGUCCAUGGGCCUGGGAGCUGGCCUGGGCGCCCCUGGCUCCGGCUUCCCCAGUGAGGAGAGCGAGGAGUCCCGGAUCCUGCAGCCGCCGCAGUACUUCUGGGAGGAGGAGGCGCUCAACGACUCCAGCCUGGACCUGGGACCCGCCGCAGACUACGUCUUCCCAGACUUGAGCGAGAAGUCGGGUCCCCUGGAAGACGCCGAGCAGGCUCAGGAGCUCCCAAACCUCCCCUCGCCCUUGCCUAAAAUGAAUCUGGUGGAGCCUCCCUGGCACGUGCCCCUGGAGGAGGAGGAGGAAGAGGAGGAGGAGGAGGAGGAGCAGGAGGAGGAGGAGCAGGAGGAGCGGGAGAAGGAGGAGGUGGAGAAGGAGGAGGAGGAGGAGGAGGAGCUGCCUGUGAGCGGCUCCCAGGAAGAGGCCACCACGCAGGCUGGCGACUUUCCUCCCAGCAGCAGCAGCCAGAGUCCAGGGCCCAGCAGACACAGGCCCGAGGACUCUGGGGACCAGGCGUCUUCAGGCGUGGAGGCCGAGAGCAGUGCCGAGCCCAGCCCGUCCCCGCCGUCUGUCACCCCCAGCACCGUGACCCUGGGGGAUCGGGACUUGCCCAGCCAGGAGGCGGGGGCCACCAUGCUACCAGCUGCCGGACUCGGGGUGGAGUUUGAGGUCCCUCCAGAACCCAGCCAAGAGGCCACUGUAGGAGCCCCCGGGCUGGCGACCAGGCCAGGGGACCUGCCAUCCCUGGCUGCAUCCCCUCCCACCGGAGCCCCAGGCGGGGGGCGCCUUGACCCCAGGACCUCAGCCUCGUUCCCACCCGCCUCCCAAGACGCGGAGCCAACCUCUCCCUCUGCCACCCUGGGGCACGACGUUCCCAGCCAGCAGCCGCAGGAGGGCCCGGUGGCCGCCGCUCCCUCCAGGACCCCCUGGGAUUCCACACAGGUCAUCUGCAAGGACUGGAGCAACCUGGCCGGGAAGAACUACAUCAUUCUGAACAUGACCGAGAACAUAGACUGUGAGGUGUUCCGGCGGCACCGAGGGCUCCAGCUCCUGGCCCUGGUGGAGGAGGUGCUACCCCGCCACCGCAGCGGCCGCCACGGGGACUGGCACAUCUCCCUGAGCAAGCCCAGCGAGAAGGAGCAGCACCUUCUGAUGGCGCUGGUGGGCGAGCAGGGGGUGGUGCCCACUCAAGAUGUCCUUUCCAUGCUGGGUGACAUCCGCAGGAGUCUGGAGGAGAUCGGCAUUCAGAACUACUCCACCACGAGCAGCUGCCAGGCGCGGGCCACCCAGGUGCGCAGUGACUACGGGACGCUCUUUGUGGUGCUGGUGAUCAUCGGCGUCAUCUGCUUCAUCAUCAUCGUGCUUGGCCUGCUCUACAACUGCUGGCAGCGCCGGCUGCCCAAGCUCAAGCACGUGUCGCAUGGCGAGGAGCUGCGCUUCGUCGAGAACGGCUGCCACGACAACCCCACGCUGGACGUGGCCAGCGACAGCCAGUCGGAGAUGCAGGAGAAGCAGCCGAGCCUGAACGGCGGCGGGGCCAUCAACGGCCCGGGGAGCUGGAGCGCGCUCAUGGGGGGCAAGCGGGACCCGGAGGACUCGGACGUGUUCGAGGAGGACACGCACCUGUGAGCGCGGGCCAGGCUCAGGCCGAGCGGGCCUGCGAUCCGGGUCGGGGCCUCGCGCCCGCCGGGGCCGCGCGGGGAUCGAGCAGCGCGGCCCCGAAGCAGACAGCCGCGGAGCCCGCACGCGCCCGCGCCCCCUACCCCGGCGCGAUCCCGCGGCCAGGCCCUCGGCGCGCGGCACCCCCCGCUUCCCCCGACUUCACACAGCGACCUCGGCACAGCUCCCCCACUCCCGGCCCCGCGAACCCCGGGCCCGCGGGCGGCGGGCGGCGCUCUGUGCGCUCCGCCAGGGACUUCAUUAAACCCGCCCGGAGACGGCCGGGCCGCCAGUCCGCCUGCUCGCCUGGUUCUUACUUCCG
Molecule: messenger RNA, 2221 nt
Organism: Sciurus carolinensis (gray squirrel)
Lineage: Eukaryota; Metazoa; Chordata; Mammalia; Rodentia; Sciuridae
Gene: Podxl2
Product: podocalyxin like 2
Exons: 8
Coding region: 52-1869 (605 amino acids)
Source: RefSeq, a predicted model, not a curated record